This is a messenger RNA of Rhinocladiella mackenziei CBS 650.93, 1296 nucleotides long. RefSeq lists its product as uncharacterized. The coding region runs from base 1 to 1296 and encodes 431 amino acids. Gene Ontology annotation, biological process: endoplasmic reticulum to Golgi vesicle-mediated transport; retrograde vesicle-mediated transport, Golgi to endoplasmic reticulum. NCBI's taxonomy places the organism in Eukaryota, Fungi, Ascomycota, Eurotiomycetes, Chaetothyriales, Herpotrichiellaceae. Gene Ontology annotation, cellular component: COPII-coated ER to Golgi transport vesicle; endoplasmic reticulum membrane; Golgi membrane. The record is from RefSeq and is a predicted model, not a curated record. The transcript has 2 exons.
AUGAAUUCGUUUGAAAAGCAUGGCCUCGAUGAAGCCGCUUUUGGUGACAAGGGCCUCUCGGGGCUGAGGACAUUUGAUGCAUUUCCCAAAACCAAACCGAGCUAUACCUCUGCCACCGCCCGCGGUGGACAAUGGACCUUGGCGAUCAUCAUCCUCUGUACAUGUCUAACAUUCAGCGAACUACGAACAUGGUACGCUGGGACAGAAACACAUCAUUUCUCCGUCGAACGCGGCGUCGGCCAUGAGCUCCAACUGAACCUCGACAUCGUGGUUGCAAUGCCGUGUCGAGAUCUCCACGUCAACGUUCAGGAUGCGGCAAUGGACCGCAUCAUGGCCGGCGACCUGCUCAAGAAGGAAGACACCAACUUCGAAAUCUGGACAGAUCCGCGCAAGUUCCUGCGCCUGCGCAAACAGAAGAGGGCAAUCUACCAAGGGCUCAACGCGGCAGAUAGGGCGCGCAAGAAGGCCGAAGAGGAAGAUUCACACGUCGGUCAUGUUCUGGGUCACAUGCGCGAGAAUAAAGGCAGGAAAUUCCAAAAAUCCCCUCGUCUCCAGCGCCAGAUGAAGAUCGAUUCCUGUCGCAUCUACGGGUCUCUCGAGGGUAACAAGGUCCAAGGAGACUUCCACAUCACCGCUCGGGGGCACGGAUACAUAGAAUUCGGCAUGCAACAGCACCUGGACCACGCGUCGUUCAACUUCUCGCACCACAUCAACGAACUUUCCUUCGGCCCUCACUAUCCGAAUCUGCUCAACCCGCUCGACAAGACCAGCGACACCACCGAGGCCCAUUUCAUGCGAUAUCAAUACUACCUGAGCAUUGUGCCGACGAUCUUCACGAAACGUCGCGUGUCGACGAAGUCAGGUAGUCUGGAUCCCGCGGCGAUCCCCCAACCACCCACGCUCGACAUGACGCCCAACACACACCGCGACAAGGACGGCGUCGUCCGGCACGUCCCUAACCCACGCUCCGGCGCCGACCCCAAAUCCAUAUUCACAAACCAGUACGCUGCAACGUCGCAGUCGCGCGAAGUUCCCGCCAACACAGUUCCGGGGAUAUUCUUCAAAUAUGACAUCGAGCCUAUUCUUUUGAUUGUCAGCGAGCAGCGCCCCAGCUUUUUGGCCUUGCUCGUGCGUAUUGUCAAUGUCAUUUCUGGCGUCCUCGUCGGGGGAGGCUGGCUAUUCCAGCUCACGGAAUGGGGGUAUGAGGUCUGGGGCAAGAGGAGACACCGUACAAAUACGGGUGGUCUGGGUGUUAUCAAUGGUGAUUUAAAUGGGGAUUUGGAUUUGAAGCCAUGA